Messenger RNA from Penicillium alfredii, 1032 nucleotides. Its product is annotated as Zinc finger protein. The transcript has 3 exons. Gene Ontology annotation, biological process: regulation of transcription by RNA polymerase II. Lineage: Eukaryota; Fungi; Ascomycota; Eurotiomycetes; Eurotiales; Aspergillaceae. The record is from RefSeq and is a predicted model, not a curated record. Gene Ontology annotation, molecular function: RNA polymerase II cis-regulatory region sequence-specific DNA binding; DNA-binding transcription factor activity, RNA polymerase II-specific. Bases 1 to 1032 code for a protein of 343 amino acids. Gene Ontology annotation, cellular component: chromatin.
AUGCCCCGGGGUCCCUCACGCUCUAGCUUGUCCAACCCUCUGUCUUCCAACAUCGUCUCUGUCUUGAACUCGCCCUCUGUUUCUUCCAUCUCUCCUUCUCCUGAACCUCAACACACCAUGGUGGGCAAGAAGAACAUGCGCCGCAACCCUCAGUCCGAGGUCACCAUGCCCGUCACCUACACUCCUACCACCCACCGCAUCAGCAAAGCCAAGAAGGGCAAGCGUGUCCAUGCAUGCGAGUUCCCUGGCUGCAACAAGGUCUUCACCCGCGCCGAGCACCGCCGACGACACGAAUUGAACCACAACCCGGAGGCUUUAUACCGAUGCAGCCAGCAGGGAUGCAAGAAGGCCUUCCACCGACCUGACCUGCUUGCCCGGCACAUGGAACGACACGAGCUUGAGGCACAAACCGACUCCCAAUGGACGCCGCCUACCCAGGCCCCCAUGGUAACCGAGUCCGCUUCCAUCCCGCACUGUGUGUCCAUGGACAACAGCGGGCUCCUGGCCGCCACGUCGCAGCCACACUCCAUGUCCAUUGGCUCACUUGUGGCCCCGGGCGUUCACCCCGACCUGGCCAACGAUUGCUCUCUGAUGUGGAGUGGCGUUGAGAUGCCGCUGCAGCCGCGCCCAUCCUUCCAGAACCACGUCCCCGAGUCGGCCGACGACAGCCCGUUCUACUCUUCGCCCGCUGAGACCUGCCCCUCGCCUCUCUCGGACGCCGCCUACUCUCUGCCUCCUCACUCUAGCUCGUCCAUCUCUUCUGGCUCGGUCUCAGUGAUUGAGCAGUAUCCCAAGGGCAUCAUGAAGCCCGAGGUGGCUUCGCCUCUCCAGAUGCACUCGCCUCUACGCUGGGACGGCUCCGAUGCGGCCAUGCCUUCGCACAUGGUGCCCAUCUCCUUGGGUGAGAACCUGAUCCAGCCGCCCGUGCAGUGCCACUACCCUUCUCCCACAUGGUCUGGUGCCGACUGCCUACCUUACGAGGAGCACCUCCAGCACAUGGGCCACUUCCAGCCCGUGACCUGGGCCAUGUGA